AGCUUAAUGUAGUGCAAUUAUGUCUCCAAUGCUAAACCCUGCAAUCUUUAUCUCAGUACUGAGAAGAUGACAGUGAGUGAGCGGAAAUAAACUAGUUUGUUGUUUUGUAUUGAAGACGACCCUUUUGACCCCCUCGACUAGUCUAUAAAAUGGCAUGGGAAGCUCAUGGUGGUGUAGGUUCCAUAGAAGGCUCUCUUCUGCUUCUGGCCUCGUUGAGCCCCGCCGCGAAAGGAGGAGGAGGAGGAGGAUGAGCAGGCGCAGCGGCCACGGGGAGAGCCAGAAUCUGGACCUGAAGCUGAACCUGGCGUUGCCGUCGAGGGGGGACACCUCGAGAAGGAUGGCUACCACCGGCGGCGACGACUCCCCUCGUGGAUCGUCCUCCCCCAGCUCCUGCCUGUCGUCGGAGGCAGACAGCCCCGAGGGGCCGUCGAUGGUGCUCGCCGGCUGUCCACGCUGCCUCAUGUACGUCAUGCUCCCCGGGGAUGAUCCCAAGUGCCCCAAGUGCAAGAGCGCCGUCCUCCUCGACUUCCUCCAUGACACCACCACCACCAAGAAGUCCAGGAAGACCUGAGUCCCCCCUGCACCUGCUACCGUUCCUUCCAUGAGAAAGAUUAGCUUCUCUCUUCUCCCUCCUAGCUUUCCUUCUCUUUUUGCUUCAGCUGAUGUAAGAUGUGCUAAUCUUCUCCAUAUCAUGCAUCUAAUCCAAGUCGCGUGUUGUUUCUCAUGAGGCAAA
Molecule: messenger RNA, 733 nt
Organism: Musa acuminata subsp. malaccensis (wild Malaysian banana)
Lineage: Eukaryota; Viridiplantae; Streptophyta; Magnoliopsida; Zingiberales; Musaceae
Product: protein GL2-INTERACTING REPRESSOR 1-like
Source: RefSeq, a predicted model, not a curated record